Messenger RNA from Penicillium cataractarum, 1779 nucleotides. RefSeq names its product dolichyl-P-Glc:Man(9)GlcNAc(2)-PP-dolichol alpha-1,3-glucosyltransferase ALG6. Gene Ontology annotation, cellular component: endoplasmic reticulum membrane. The record is from RefSeq and is a predicted model, not a curated record. Gene Ontology annotation, molecular function: dolichyl pyrophosphate Man9GlcNAc2 alpha-1,3-glucosyltransferase activity. Lineage: Eukaryota; Fungi; Ascomycota; Eurotiomycetes; Eurotiales; Aspergillaceae. The transcript has 3 exons. Gene Ontology annotation, biological process: protein N-linked glycosylation. Bases 1 to 1779 code for a protein of 592 amino acids.
AUGGCCCCUCCUACUCCCUCCUCACACCGUCCCCGCAGGAAGAGAAAGAACCCGACUGCGCCGGGCUCCAACAACAGCUUGAUCGUGGAUUUCGGCGAUGGGAAACAAUCGCCUGCAUUCCCCCUGGUCUCAUUUUUAUGGGCUGCACGGGCGGGUGUCUCGCAAUGGCUGAUCCUGCCUCUGACGCUCAUGGCCGUUGGCUUGUUCCGAUGGGCUGUCAGUCUGUGGGGUUACUCUGGAUUCAAUGUCCCUCCAAUGCACGGUGACUUCGAGGCGCAAAGGCAUUGGAUGGAAAUCACCACCCAUCUGCCAAUGGCCAAAUGGUAUCUCUACGACUUGCAAUACUGGGGUCUGGAUUACCCCCCAUUGACUGCAUACCACAGUUGGUUAUGUGGCAAGAUUGGUUCGGCCUUUGAUCCUACAUGGUUCGCCCUGGAUGAGUCCCGAGGAAUCGAGGGUCCGGACUUGAAGGUCUAUAUGCGGGCUACCGUCCUCAUCUCCGAAUAUUUAAUCUACGUCCCCGCCGUCGUCACAUUCCUCCGUCGUUAUACUCGUAUGCAUGGGGUGCACGCAUGGUCCGCCUCGAUCGCCCUCGUUGCAAUCCUCCUCCAACCGGCCACGAUCUUGAUUGAUCAUGGCCACUUCCAGUUCAAUACGGUGAUGUUGGGCCUCAUGGUUGCCAGUUUGGAUGCCAUCUUGGCCGGACGGAUGCUCUGGGCUUGCCUCUUCUUUGUCGGCGCAUUGGGCUUCAAGCAGAUGGCAUUAUACUAUGCUCCCGUCAUGUUCGCCUAUCUGUUGGGCGUGUGUGUCUUCCCUCGCAUUCGUAUCCUGCGGCUCCUCAACAUUGCUCUCAUUACCCUGGCCGCAUUUGCGCUGCUGUUUGCCCCGCUUCUGUAUGGAGCUACGACCACCGAGGCUCGAGAGCUCUUUGCGUCCUCGCCACAGCCUCCGCUACUACAAUCGCUACCAAUCUCUCUCGAUAAGAAGUCCGUGGCGUAUGCUGUGCUCUUCCAGAUGACCCAAACUAUCCACCGUAUAUUCCCAUUCGCUCGUGGUCUGUUUGAGGACAAAGUGGCUAAUGCCUGGUGUGCUAUCCACACGUUCUACAAACUUCACCGCUUCGAGGCCUCGCUGCUACAGCGGGCGUCUCUCGGAGCGACUCUGGCUUCGAUCAUUGUCCCAUGUGCCAUCAUAUUCCGCCACCCCCGGGCCUCCCUCCUGCUUCCCGCUCUUUCUAGUGUCUCGUGGGGCUUCUUCCUCUUCUCCUUCCAAGUGCACGAGAAGAGCGUUCUGCUUCCUCUUCUCCCCAUGACCCUCACCUUGGCUGGUGAUGGCGGGCUGAGCAAACAGAACCGUGCGUGGGUUGGCUGGGCUAACAUUCUGGGCUCAUGGACCAUGUAUCCGCUUUUGAAGCGUGAAGAGCUGCGGUUGCCCUACAUUGUCAUGACUCUCCUUUGGGCCUACCUGAUGGGCCUUCCUCCCACUUCAUUCGAGAUCUUCCGCAGCCGGGCCUCUCUCGAAGAGACCCCUCUUGAGCCGCGUAUCUUUAGCAAGCUCUUACAUCUGGCCUUCUAUUUGGCCAUGAUUGGCUGGCAUAUACUGGAAGCGUUUGUGCCUCCGCCUGCCGGCAAGCCAGAUCUCUGGGUGGUUCUCAACGCCCUGAUCGGUGCGGCCGGUUUUGGUCUGGCCUACCUCUGGUGUAUGUGGAAUCUCAUCGUCCAAUGUCGUGAAAUCGACCUUCGGGCAGCCGAGGAGGGAAACCGGAAGAAGAAGCAGUAA